AUGGACUCUUCGAGAUGUCCGGUCUCUAAAGCAUUCAAGGUGUUCAAAGCAGUGGCUAACAGUGAAUGGAGUGGAAAUUUUGAUGUGGUCUCUGUGGAAGUCCUGCCCCGAACUAAGUCUGACCAUAAUCCCCUUCUAGUGUUUUUCUCUAAGAAUAAUGAAAUGACUUGGAGGAAGAGGAGGCAGUUUAGAUAUGAGGCAAGCUGGGAAAAACAUCAGGAAUAUUCCCAACUGGUAAAGCAACUCUGGAGGGUCCGGAACAAUUUUGAACCGGCUUGGAGAAAAGUUCGAAAUAAUUUGAAGUGUUGUCAACGAGCUUUCCAGAAAUGGGUAAGAAAGGAAGGGGGAAAAGUGGAGGACCAAAUCGUGAAAAAAGAGAGGGAACUUCAACUCUUUCAAAUGCAGGAAGAUGAUUUUGAUAUUGACAAGGAGAAGUAG
Alnus glutinosa is the source of this 438-nucleotide messenger RNA. RefSeq lists its product as uncharacterized. NCBI's taxonomy places the organism in Eukaryota, Viridiplantae, Streptophyta, Magnoliopsida, Fagales, Betulaceae. The record is from RefSeq and is a predicted model, not a curated record. The coding region runs from base 1 to 438 and encodes 145 amino acids. The transcript has a single exon.